This is a messenger RNA of Entamoeba histolytica HM-1:IMSS, 1680 nucleotides long. Its product is annotated as myotubularin, putative. The transcript has a single exon. Bases 1 to 1680 code for a protein of 559 amino acids. The record is from RefSeq and is a predicted model, not a curated record. Lineage: Eukaryota; Evosea; Mastigamoebida; Endamoebidae. Gene Ontology annotation, molecular function: phosphatase activity. Gene Ontology annotation, biological process: dephosphorylation.
AUGAAUGAUCCUUUACAAUUUCCUAUUGAUGAUUAUUAUUGCACUGAAACAAAUAACUUCAUAAAUAACUCAGUGACAAGAUUGAAUUCACAAAAUAAUUCAUAUGAACCUAAUCAACGAGUCCAAAUUUUAACUAAGUCUAUUGAAGAACAUUUUAAUCCAUCAACAAAUUAUUCUCCAUCAACAACUGUAGAAAAAAUAAUUCAUUUACCUUUAUUAGAAGGAGAAAUAAUUAAAAAUGAACACAAAGGAUUUAUCUUUGAAAAAAUACACACGUCUAUUUAUAUUACUAACCAUAGACUUAUCUUAUAUUUUCAUUCAACAGAAGAAUGUAUGACAUUUCCAUUCUUUUGUUUAUUAAAAAUUAAAAUCACCGAACAUAAUGGAGUUUGUUAUACAUUCUAUUUUAAAGACUGUCAAAUUAUUACAUUAUCAGCAUAUGAGCCAAGUACUCCAUGUACUUCAUUUGUUCAAAUGAUCCGACAAAUGAUUGAGACGUAUUGUCCAAUUGAUUUUGUGAUGAGAGGAGUUGGUGGAAAACAUGGUUGGAGUUCGUAUAAUAUUUAUAAUGAAUUUUCAAGGAUGAGACUAGAGGGAGAAUGGAAGGUAUGUGAAUAUAAUAGUAAGUACGAAAUAUGCAACACAUACCCAACUCAGUUAAUAGUUCCAAUGGAUAUUCAUAAAAGUACAUUAAUGGCAUCUUCUGAAUUUAGAACUAAUGGAAGAAUACCAGUAUUAACUUGGAUUCAUCCACAAACAAGAAAAGUUUUACUUCGAUCCAGUCAACCUAAAACAGGUUUUACAGGAAAAUCAGAUGAAGAUGUUACAUUAUUGUAUAGAGAAGGUGGAGGUAGUUAUAUUCAAAUAUAUGAUUGUAGAGAUUAUUACUCUGCAUUAGGAAAUAAAGCAUUUAAACAAGCUGGGUUUGAAUCAAUAUCAGAAUAUACUUUUUGUUCAAUAGAAUUUCUUAAUAUUCCAAAUAUCCAUCGUGUUAAAGAAGCAUUUAAUGAGUGCUAUGAUAUUUUUUUAACACAAGACGAAACGAUGUCGAUAUUACCUAUAAUAUAUAAAAGUGAAUGGAUAAAAUAUAUACAAAUAUUAUUACAAUCAACACAAACUGUUUCGAAUAUGUUAGAAAACAAAUCAGUUUUAGUUCAUUGCUCUGAUGGAUGGGAUAGAACAAGUCAAAUAUGUAGUUUAGUUGAACUAAUGCUUGAUCCAUUUUAUAGAACCAUUUCAGGAUUUGCUGUAUUGAUUGAAAAAGAUUGGUUAUCUUUUGGUCAUCAAUUUCAAACAAGAAGUGGAAUCACACAUGAUACAACAAAUACAUCUCCAAUUUUUCUUCAAUUUCUUCAUUGUGUUCAUGUAUUAUUAAAACAAAAUCCAUACUCAUUUGAAUUUAAUGAUAAACUUCUUCAAUUUCUUGCUGAUGAAUUAUUUACUUUUAAGUAUGGAACAUUUGCUUUUAACUGUGAAAAAGAUCGUAAAGAAAUUAAAGCAAGUCUUUAUUCUGCUUCAAUUUGGGAUGAUGUUAUAAAUAUGACUGAAUUUAUAAAUGAACACUUUAAACUCUCUUCUAAUCCAUUGACACUAAACACUUCAUUACUUUGUAUUAGUUCUUGGUUAAAUUACUUCAUUAGAUAUUCUCAACCUUUAAUCUCACAGAAAACUCUGUAUUAA